This is a messenger RNA of Anopheles maculipalpis, 1019 nucleotides long. Its product is annotated as replication termination factor 2. NCBI's taxonomy places the organism in Eukaryota, Metazoa, Arthropoda, Insecta, Diptera, Culicidae. Gene Ontology annotation, biological process: site-specific DNA replication termination at RTS1 barrier; mitotic DNA replication termination. The record is from RefSeq and is a predicted model, not a curated record. Gene Ontology annotation, cellular component: nucleus. The transcript has 3 exons. The coding region runs from base 34 to 1011 and encodes 325 amino acids.
CCUUUUUCAACAAAAGUACUCAAUUUUCUCAACAUGGGAUGUGAUGGUGGAACUAUCCCUCGUCGUGAUGAGUUAGUGCGCCUUAAGAAGAAACCAGAACAGAAAGAUAAAGACGCAGAAAGGCAAUUCCGAUGGAAACAUUGUGCAUUAACACAGUUGCGGCUGCAGCAGCCUAUCGUUAUGUGCAGGCUAGGCAGACUGUACUCCAAGCAAAAUGUGAUUGAAGCACUGCUGGAUAAGGAGAAGAUGACCGAGGCUUGCGCGCACAUCAAAUCGCUGAAAGAUAUCAAGAACUUGAAUCUAACUGCUAACCCGGCGUAUGACGAAACAAAGGACGACAAGAGCUCUCCAUACAUAUGUGCCCUGAUCGGUCUUGAAAUGAGCGGACAGUUUCGAUUCGUUGCACUGUGGACGUGCGGAUGUGUGUUUUCGGAAAGAGCACUGAAGGAAGUCAAAGAAAAAGUUUGUUCCGUGUGCCAGACACCAUACAGUGAUGACGAUAUUGUAAUCCUCAAUGGUACGGAGGAUGAAGUUGAGCAAAUGCGCGUUAAAAUGGAGGCACGGAUAGCUCAUGCCCGGUCAGAAAAGAAAUCCAAAUCGGACAAAAAGUCUAAAUCAACAGCAGCUACAGCAACCAUCACAUCUACAGCUGCUGCCGAAUCUAAGAGCGCACCAACAGCAACGGCAUCCAGUUCAACUAUUGUUGCAGAAUCCGUUGAUACCGCCAAUGCGAGUGCUGUGGAUAAAAACAUGUUGGCACCUUCCACGGCAAAGGUAAGCGGUGAGGGUAGCAGCAAAGGCAAUGGCAGUAAGCAAAUGGUUCCAAAUAAGCGGGCUCUUAUAAGCGACAAGAUAGGCGUUGAUCCUGUUUUUAAGAAAUCGAAGGAUGAUUACAGUGUCGCUAAAGAUCCAAAAGCAUCAGCCGUUUACAAAUCCAUCUUUACAUCACACGAAAGCGAAAAGGACCAAAAGCGUGCUCACUGGGUCACGUACAACCCGUUCUACAAUUGAACGUGUGG